This is a messenger RNA of Vitis riparia (riverbank grape), 1125 nucleotides long. Its product is annotated as putative F-box protein At4g38870. The record is from RefSeq and is a predicted model, not a curated record. NCBI's taxonomy places the organism in Eukaryota, Viridiplantae, Streptophyta, Magnoliopsida, Vitales, Vitaceae. Gene Ontology annotation, molecular function: protein binding. The coding region runs from base 1 to 1125 and encodes 374 amino acids. The transcript has a single exon.
AUGACGGCCGUCGUUGAAAUUCCCGACGACGUGGUAGUUGAAAUACUCGCCAGACUUCCGGUGAAAUCGUUACUUCGGUUCCGGUGCGUUUGUAAGCUUUGGCGUAGUAUAAUCUCCGAUUCAUCCUUUAUCGAACUGCACCGAACCCUUUCCGUUACUCGCGCCGGCGGCAACCUUCUCCUUCUCUGCUUUCCCAGCGUCGCCCACUGGCCGUGGAGACUCCUGUUCUACAUAGACCACUGGGAGGAAGAAGGCCGCUGCAACGCUUUCCGCAACGACUUCUCUCUUUCAGGGUUCUCCGAGUGUAUAAACGGACUCAUCUGCCAGGACGACCCCCAACCCCAAGUCGGCAACCUGAGCACUAAAGAGAGCGUGAUCCUUCCGAAGACGGCAAUGGAUUUCCCGAAAUGGAUACAAACCAGUUCGCAUUGCUCCCUCGGAUUCGAACCUCGUAACAACACCUACAAAAUCUUGAGGACCUGGAAAGUUUAUUGGUCGUCCCUCGAUUGGUCGCCCAGAUUCGAGAUUUUCACUCUGGGAUCCAACACAUGGCGGAUUAUUAUCCCUGAGUCCAACAUCUCCGUCCCCGGUCACCGGCACAGUGUCUGCGUCGGCGGAACUAUGUACUGGAAUAAUCUGCGGGAGAAGAACGUAGUGGCGUUCGAUGUGGCGGAGGAGAGGUUUCGACUGGUUCCAUCCCCCUGUCGUACCAUCUAUUCCGCCAUAGUAAAGUUAGAUGGGCGGGUGGCCAUGGUGAAUUACCAUGGUCUCGUCGAUGGCGGCGACAGUAUGAGGGUGUGGGUACUGGAAGACGAUCGAAAUGGGACUUGGAGUAUGGAGAAAAAAAUUGUCUUUCCAUCGAUUUGGAGGGAUGUGAAGCGGGGCAUGCCUUCGUUUUGUCAUCUGAUAUUUGAAACAACGCAUGGGGCUGAACUGGUGUUUGUUCCACAGUCGGAGUCAAGUGAGAAGAUAUAUGUGGUGUAUUAUGAUAUAGAAAGGAGGAGGAUGAGGUUCAAAUCUUUGGUGAAACCAGAGAUGUAUGGGGUGGGAUGUCCUCCCAGUGUUUGUAAUUAUGUGGAGAGUCUUGUAUCGUUGAGGGAAAUAAUUAACCCAAACAAUUCCUAA